CGCCUAACAUUCGCAGAAGACGCUCGUCUAAACCAUUCCAAGAUGAUGCCAGCUUGGUCUCUAAUACUACUACUUGCGUUGGUUGCGCUAACAUCCGGAUCUGACCUUCGGGAAUCGGGUAAUAGAUGCGGCUAUCGCACUGGAAAUCAAAUCCAAUCUCAUUCGCAAUGUACUUCACGUAACGGAUUUCCGAAAUACUUCCGUGAUGGUCAUGACUGUGGUAAGUUCUAUGAAUGCAAUCGUGGUACCGCCUACGAGUUCCUGUGCUCCGAAGGAUUAGCAUUCAACGAGGACACGAAAGUAUGUGAACAUGCAUCGAAAGUCCGUUGUUCGAAUGUGCAUUCCGGUGGAAGGGAUGGAACCGUGUCAGAACCGAUCCAUUCCCCGCCCAGCGAUAAUUACUACGAGUUCCCGCGAGCUAGUGGAGCAGGACAGAACAGAACGUGCAAUAUUUGCCGACAGGCGAAACAAGCCAUCCCACGGCAUGUUAAUUGCCCGAGAGCCAACGGAUACUAUCCAGUGAUGUUCCGGAACGUUAAGGAUUGUACGCAAUUCUACCAGUGUGAUCACGGCACAGCUUAUCUUAUCCAGUGUCCAGCAGGGUUACACUUCAACACACUGCUAAGCGUUUGUGACUAUCCGCGCAAUGUGGACUGUUCCGGGCCCGUAUUGAGCCCCGAAUCUGCCACCGGUGCUAGCGGUGGUAGUCACGGUGGUGCUUCGCCAUCAUCUUGUCGCAUCUGUCAGGAAGCUAAGAAUGUGAUUCGGAACCAUCCGAAGUGUCCCACCAAAAAUGGAUACUAUCCAAUCAUGUUCCGCCAUCAAACGGAAUGUUCUAAGUACUACAUGUGUGACAAUGGUGUGGCGUUCGAGAUUGUGUGCCCUGCCGGGUUGCAUUUCAAUACCGCCAUCAACGUGUGUGACUAUCCGGAUAAUGUGGACUGUUCUGGAACGGGUGGUUCACCAACAGUUUCGAGUGAAACACCAGCUGUCGCUGAACCGGAACAGAAGAUUCAUCCCAACUGUCCGAUCAUUACCGGAGAGCAGGAGGCUAGCUAUUGGGCCCAUCCAAGAGAUUGUGGCAAGUACUUUGGAUGUCGCUGGGGAUGUGUGGAAGUGUUAAGCUGCCCCGAAGGACAUCGGUGGGACGACACCAAGAAGGGUUGCGCUGCGGAACAUUUGGUUGAGUGUGAAAAUGAUGGAUACUAAGUUGUGUACAUUAAUUUAAGAAGUACAGUACAGUUGCAAUAAAGAAUAGGAAAGGCGAACCAUUAUCUUCUC
This is a messenger RNA of Anopheles funestus (African malaria mosquito), 1281 nucleotides long. RefSeq names its product probable chitinase 10. The transcript has 2 exons. Gene Ontology annotation, cellular component: extracellular region. NCBI's taxonomy places the organism in Eukaryota, Metazoa, Arthropoda, Insecta, Diptera, Culicidae. Bases 43 to 1209 code for a protein of 388 amino acids. The record is from RefSeq and is a predicted model, not a curated record. Gene Ontology annotation, molecular function: chitin binding.